AUGGGCAUGCAGCCACGUCGCAUGCCGCCUCAUUACCACAACAAAGAAAAGGGGUUGCUGGCCAAGCCCAGGGCGAUCCCCCAGUUAUCAACAAUCAACCAGUGGCGAAUCCACAAGAGAUUACUGCUGAAAGUCAUUCUAGCCACUAUCAGCAACCUCCUGCAUCGGGACGACCUCGCAGCCGUCGACCUCGCGGGCCGGACGCCGACCUCAGACUGGGGUGCCGACUUCACCCCGAAGUCAGGGCCGAUCUCGCCGGGACCUGACCUAGCCGCUAACACUAAUAACCACAGUUCCCAAAAUCGCGAGCCCGGUUCGCCACCACCACCCUUGACCCGACCUAGCAGCCGCCGACAUCACCGUCGCGGAGCUCCGCCUUCAUGCCACAUAACGGGUCAACAACCACAAUCGCCGGCGGACUUCGACAAUCAUGCCGAACGAACUCUUGUAGAUGGCGGAAGAAAGGGAAUUGAUAUCGGUGCAGAUAAGACGGAUGGCUACCGCCGACCUUACCUUCAAGAAGCUCCACCUCCACUUAGUCGGGACGACCUCGCGGGCCGGACGCCGACCUCAGACCGGGGUCAUCAUCGAACCGCCGGGCCGACCCCGACCUCACGGCUGCCGAACCGAUUUACGGCCGAUGGCCGACCUCACACCCUCGCUGCCGGACUGAUUCUCCCUAGCGAGAUAACCUCACGUGCCGACUUCACCCCGAAGUCAGGGCCGAUCUCGCUGAGACCCGACCUAGCCGCUAACGCUAAUAACCACAGUUCCCAAAAUCGCGAGCCGGGUUCCCCACCACCACCUUUGACCCGACCUAGCAGCCGCCGACAUCACCGUCGCGGAGCUCUGCCUUCACGCCACAUAACGGGUCAACAACCACAAUCGCCGGCCGACUUCGACAAUCAUGCCGAACGAACUCUUGUAGAUGGUGGAAGAAAGGGAAUUGAUGUCGGUGCAGAUAAGACGGAUGGGCACAACAGGAAUGUUAAGCACUUGGAAGAACAAAUGCCAGCUGAUAAGAGGGCUUAA
Molecule: messenger RNA, 1032 nt
Organism: Striga asiatica
Lineage: Eukaryota; Viridiplantae; Streptophyta; Magnoliopsida; Lamiales; Orobanchaceae
Source: the annotation of a GenBank genome assembly